CGGGGGCCGAGUGCGGGCCGCGAUGGGCCGGGAGCCGUGAGCGGGCGGGGAUGGCGGGGGCCCGGGGCUGCCCCCAGGCGGGCUCCGGGGAGCGGGCUCUGGCCGAGCUGCUGCUCGAGUUCUCCCGGGCGCAGUAUCGGGCCAAGGACGGGGGCGGCGGCGGCGGCGGGGCCGGGAGCAGCGCGAAGGUGGAGAGGAUUGAGAAGCGCUGCCUGGAGCUGUUUGGCAGGGACUAUUGCUACAGCCUGAUCCAGAAUGUGAACGGGGAAAUUUGUGGCCACUAUCCCCGGCAGAUCGUCUUCCUAGAGUACGAGAGCACUGACAGGGACCGGAACAUGUUUGAGAGCACUGUGCAGGUCAGCAAACUGCAGGACCUCAUCAGCCGCAGUAAGAUGGCCAGAUGUAGAGGACGAUUUGUCUGCCCAGUCAUUCUGUACAAGGGAAAGCAUGUUUGUAGGUCAGCGACCCUGGCUGGAUGGGGAGAACUGUAUGGACGUACUGGGUACAACUACAUUUUCUCAGGGGGCUCGGAUGAUCCUUGGGCUGAUACCGAAGACCUUUCAGAAGAAGACUCUGCGCUCAGAAAUGCAGACUCCCAGCUGUUUGACAAGGUCAGAGGACAUGACAUCAAGCUGCUUCGAUACCUGUCUGUCAGAUAUAUCUGUGACCUGAUGGUGGAGAACAAGAAAGUGAAGUUUGGCUUAAAUGUGACGUCUUCCGAGAAAGUGGACAAAGCUCAGCGCUAUGCCGAUUUUACCCUCCUCUCCAUCCCAUAUCCAGGCUGUGAAUUUUUUAAGGAGUACAAAGACCGGGAUUACAGAGCUGAGGGUCUCAUAUUUAACUGGAAGCAGGAUUACGUAGAUGCUCCAUUAAGUAUCCCAGUGUCUCUGACCCGGUCUUUGAACAUUGACUGGCGCGAGUACCAGAGCUGGGACCUGGUGCAACAGACACAGAACUACCUGAAGCUGCUGAUCUCACUCAUCAAUGGGGACGAUGACAGCGGGCUCCUGGUACACUGUAUAUCCGGCUGGGACCGAACCCCUCUCUUCGUCGCCCUCCUGCGCCUCUCCUUGUGGGCUGAUGGGCUUAUCCAUGCCUCACUGGAGCCUGCGGAGAUUCUUUACCUGACAGUGGCCUAUGACUGGUUCCUUUUUGGGCACAUGUUGGUUGAUCGGCUCAGUAAAGGAGAAGAGAUUUUCUUUUUCUGCUUCAAUUUUCUGAAGCACAUCACCUCUGAGGAGUUCUCUGCUGUGACGCUGCAGAGGAGGAAGAGCCUGCUGCCUGGCUUCACUGUGGAAGAGAUCUGCAUGCUCAAGCAGAGGGAUCGGGGCAGCACCACAAGCCUGAGCAGUGACUUCUCCCUAGUGCUGGAGAGUUCACCAGGAGCAUCUGGGAGCUUCACCUCUGAGGUGGUGGAGCUGAUGCCAGCUGGCGCGCAGACCCAGGCCGCUUGGAGGAAGAGCCGCACGUCCUCUCCCCAAACAGUGCUCUGGAGCCGGACCCCACAGUCUGAAGACAGACUGCCUUACCAGGAAGCAAAGUCCUCUAGCUCCUCCUCCUCAAACCAUUCGGACACCUUCCUGAGGGUCGGAAGCAGCCCACUGGAGGUCCCGAAACCCAGAUCAGUGGACCACUCCCUGCCUGGAUCCUCCGUUUCUACAGACUUUGGCAGCUGGCAGAUGGUAACAGGGUGUGGCAGUAUUCAGGAGCAUGCAAUCCUGAGCACAGACGCCGCUCUCCCUGGCAGCUUCCCGGAUGAGCUCCCUAACAGUGGCCUGCUGGUGCCAGUGGCAGGCCGAGAGUCCCGGCUGGAGGAAGUGCGCUCUGCUUUCCUAGCCACCUACAGCAGCACCAUUGGCCUGAAGGCUGUGCCAUCCAGCCCCGCCGGAGCCCUUGGGGGCCUGCUGGAGCAGUUUGCACGGGGCGUUGGACUGAGAGGAAGCAGUAGCACCCUCUGAACAUGUUGUACACUUGGACUGGCUCCUAGGUGUGUCCAGCAGCAGAAGGAACCUGAAAGACAUGCAAGUGGCAGAGCUGCCCCUUGGGCCUGUCCUGCCGCCUGCACCAGGGGCUCUGCCCCGGCCAGCCCUGACUGGUUGUGACAGCCCUUUUCAGUAAAGGCAUCUGCACCCCU
Messenger RNA from Caretta caretta (loggerhead turtle), 2134 nucleotides. RefSeq names its product myotubularin related protein 14 (gene MTMR14). NCBI's taxonomy places the organism in Eukaryota, Metazoa, Chordata, Testudines, Cheloniidae. Gene Ontology annotation, biological process: dephosphorylation. The record is from RefSeq and is a predicted model, not a curated record. Gene Ontology annotation, molecular function: phosphatidylinositol-3-phosphate phosphatase activity.